AAAAUUACAGUACUGACAACAGCCAUAUGAAGAAAUUUUGCGUUGCUGUCGAAGUAAACAUCGAGUUUUUAAGUCAUUUUAGAACACUGCAUAUACAUGUCAAACUCUUUAUAAGGUUAUUUAAAAAUCAACAACAGAAGCGGUCUGUUCUGGUCUCAAGCUAUUUUGUAUAAUUUUGACGAAAUAAAUAAAUAAAAGAUGGCUGAAGAAGUAACUGAAGGUGUAGAACAUGUUUUGGAGCCUGAUUCAGAGUUGCGUUUGGAAAUAGAAGAUAAAAAUGCCAAAGUUUAUGUGACGCUACUGUCGGGUUUCGCUGAAAUGUUUGGCACGGAACUCGUGAAAAAGAAAAAGUACGAAAUACGUGGUGGUGGCGCCUUUUUCACUUACCAAGGCUGUGUAUUGAAUGUUGUUGGAAAAACUGAUGUUAGUUAUAUUUCAAAGGAAACACCUAUGGUGCAAUAUCUAAACUGUCACGGCGCAUUGGAAAAUAUGAGUGUAAUUGCAGAGGACAAGGAUGAACGUGGACCCGUUUGUAUGGUAGCUGGACCCAUGGAUGUUGGCAAAAGUACUUUAUGUCGCAUAUUAUUAAAUUAUGCCGUACGUCGUGGACGUCGUCCAUUAUAUGUUGACACAGAUGUAGGUCAAGGCUCAGUGUCUAUUCCCGGUUCAAUUGCUACAAUACUAAUUGAAAGGCCAGCUAGUAUUGAAGAAGGUUUCUCACAAACUGCACCACUCGUUUAUCAUUUUGGGCAUAAUUCACCAAGUGGCAAUGGUGUGUUGUAUAAAACAAUAAUUACCAAAAUGGCGCGAGCGACUUUGGGUUUACUGAAUGAUAACAAACGUACUAAGUAUUCUGGUGUAGUAAUUAAUACUUGCGGUUGGGUUAAAGGUGGUGGGUACCUCAAUCUCUUGCAUAUAGCUCAGGCGUAUAAUGUAGACGCUAUAUUUGUGCUUGAUCAAGAACGUUUGUAUAACGAAUUGUUGCGUGAUGUCCCAUCAAAUAUACGUGUUGUACUUUUACCUAAAAGUGGUGGUGUUGUAGAACGAAGUAGGGAUUUACGAAAUGAAAGUAGAGAUGGUCGUAUUAAGGAAUAUUUUUAUGGAAAUCGUACCCCACUGUAUCCGUUUUCAUUUGAAGUUAAAUUUCAAGAUUUGAAGCUAUACAAAAUUGGUGCGCCACCAUUGCCGGAUUCAUGUAUGCCAAUCGGAAUGAAGGCAGAAGAUAAUAAAACCAAACUAGUAGCUGUAACACCAAGUUAUGGUUUACUACAUCAUAUUUUAGCUGUGAGCUUUGCUGAAUCAGUCGAAGACGAUGUUAUUGGGUCUAACUUAGCAGGAUUUGUCUGCGUAACUGAUGUGGAUAUAGAACGACAAAGUCUAAUGAUUCUUUCCCCGCAACCACGUCCACUACCAAAUACAAUUUUAUUAUUGUCAGAGGAGCAGUUCAUGGAUAGCCAUGCAUAGCUGAAACUCAAUGAAUCUUUGGCAGCUUAAUAAUACGCAGAUUAACACUCUAACCUAAGACAAUUUAACAAAAAAAAAAACUUAAUUUAA
This is a messenger RNA of Teleopsis dalmanni, 1554 nucleotides long. RefSeq names its product protein CLP1 homolog. The transcript is spliced from 5 exons. Gene Ontology annotation, cellular component: nucleus; mRNA cleavage factor complex. Gene Ontology annotation, molecular function: polynucleotide 5'-hydroxyl-kinase activity. NCBI's taxonomy places the organism in Eukaryota, Metazoa, Arthropoda, Insecta, Diptera, Diopsidae. The record is from RefSeq and is a predicted model, not a curated record. The coding region runs from base 199 to 1464 and encodes 421 amino acids. Gene Ontology annotation, biological process: tRNA splicing, via endonucleolytic cleavage and ligation.